This is a messenger RNA of Acanthochromis polyacanthus (spiny chromis), 6169 nucleotides long. RefSeq names its product Janus kinase 2b (gene jak2b). The record is from RefSeq and is a predicted model, not a curated record. Gene Ontology annotation, cellular component: membrane; cytosol; cytoskeleton. Bases 586 to 3948 code for a protein of 1120 amino acids. The transcript has 24 exons. Gene Ontology annotation, biological process: cell surface receptor signaling pathway via JAK-STAT; peptidyl-tyrosine phosphorylation; intracellular signal transduction. Gene Ontology annotation, molecular function: histone binding; cytokine receptor binding; ATP binding. NCBI's taxonomy places the organism in Eukaryota, Metazoa, Chordata, Actinopteri, Pomacentridae.
CAUCGGUCUGGUGGGAGAGGCUCGUUUGUUGACUCACUCGGAGCUUCGGCUGCGCUGUAGCAAGUAGUUAGCAACCUUGUCAGAGUUAAAGCUGUUGAGUUGACAAUAUGUCAAUAAUGUAGCUCCCGUCCGAGCUAUAGCCGCAUGUUCUGGAGUGAGAAGAUGACCGUCUGCAAAUUAAUUCCGUAUUUAGGGGCCACUUUGUGACCGAGCACGACGUGUUUUUUUUUUUUUUUUAAGCUAGCGUUAGCUUAAGUUACAAGAUUGACAAGAUAAACGACUGAAGUUCCUCCAGAGUGAGAUGGGCAACGCUAGGCUGACCAGAGGUAGCUUAUGUAGCGAGUUAGCCAGCUAGCCGGCUGAGUGCGAAACGGAAAUAUGACUAUUUCCAGUUGGAUUUCGACCGUGAAUAAUUUCUUAUUUAUACGGGCUGCUAUUUGAGAACUAAUCUCAAAGAAGUGAAGCAGCGGUGUCUGGGGAAGCUGUCAAACUCUCGCUCGUCCCGGCUGCAGCGCUGGCCUAGGGAGCUAGCACGAAGCUACCUAGGUGCACGUCUGGCUCUCCUACCAAAGGUGCCUGUUGUGGAUGGCCUGCCUGCCAGUCAUGGAUACGAUGACUGACACAUGCCCUGCGGUGCAUCAGAAUGGGACCGCCCAUCGGGAAUCUCCAGACACACGACCGGCUGCUGCUGUUCUUAGGCUUCACUUCUACCACUUUAGCCAGGAAGCGGUUGAUGGCAGCUUUCUCAGCUACCCACCUGGAGACUAUGUGGCUGAGGAGUUGUGUAUAGAUGCAGCCAAGGCAUGCAGUAUAUCUCCUCUGUACUGCUGCCUUUUUGGUCUCUUUCGAGACCGAGACCACUUGUGGUUUUCACCCAACCACAUCUUCCAGCUUGAUGAUACAGCCUCUGAAGAUGUGUUUUUCAGAAUACGGUACUACUUCCCUGGCUGGUACAGUGGGGGAGCAUCCCGGGCGUAUCGAUAUGGGGUUGCCAAGGGGGCAGAAAGCCCUGUCCUUGAUGACUGUGUCAUGUCAUACCUCUUCUCUCAGUGGAGGAAUGACUUUGUGAAUGGUCUGGUGAAGAUCCCCAACUCCCAUGAGACUCAGGAAGAGUGCCUUGGCAUGGCUGUACUCGACAUGACAAGAACAGCCAAGGAGAGACAGAUGUCACCUCUGGACAUCUACCACACGAUAAGCUACAAGUCCUUUUUGCCAAAGGAAAUGAGAGCUCAGAUCCAAGACUGCAAUUUCUUGACACGUAAGCGAAUCCGCUUUCGCUUCAAACGCUUCAUCCAGCAGUUCAGUCAGUGUCGGACCACAGCGCGUGAUCUUAAGCUUAAGUACCUCAUCAGCAUGGAGUCACUGGAGAAGGCCUUUUACACAGAGACCUUCCAGGUCAGAGAACCGUCUGGCGGACAAUGCAUAAUCCUAGUGGCGGCAGACUCUGGCAUACAGUGGUAUCGAGAGAAGCUGAAAGAUUCUGAUCAGGAACUGCAGACCUUGUGUGACUUCCCUGAUGUAACUGACAUCAGCGUCAAACAGGUCAGCAAGGAGGGAGCUGCAGAGAGCCGAGUGGUCACCAUCAACAAGCAGGAUGGCAAGAACUGGGAGCUGGAAUUCCCCAGCUUGUCUGAAGCCCUCUCCUUUGUGUCCCUUAUUGAUGGCUACUAUCGACUGACAACAGAUGCACAUCACUACCUAUGUAAAGAAGUAGCUCCUCCUCGGCUUGUUGAGGCCAUAUCUUCUCACUGCCAUGGCCCAAUUUCAAUGGAGUUUGCUGUCGCCCGGCUUCAGAAGUGUGGAAACAAGCGGGGGCUGUACAUUUUGAGAUGUAGUCCCAAAGACUUCAACAAAUAUUUUCUGACUUUCCCUGUUGAGGUGUAUGAUUCUGUAGAAUACAAACAUUGCCAGAUAACCAGGUCUGCCAGUGGAGAGUUUAACCUCAGUGGAACCAAAAGGAACUUCAGCAGCCUGCAGGAACUGCUCAGCUGCUACCAAAAGGAAACCGUGCGCUCGGACAGCAUAAUUUUCCAGUUCAGCAAAUGUUGUCCUCCGAAAUCGAAAGAAAAGUCCUGCCUUCUCGUGUGCAGGAGCAACAAAGGCUCAGAAGUGCCUCUGUCUCCGUCACUACAUCGACACAACAUCAGUCAAAUGGUGUUUCACAAGAUCAGGAAAGAAGAUCUGGAAUUUAUGGAGAGUCUUGGUCAAGGGACAUUUACCAAGAUCUUCAAAGGGGUCCGAAAGGAGCUGGGAGACUAUGGACAUGUGCACCAAACUGAAGUAGUCAUGAAAGUCCUGGACCAGGCCCACAGGAAUUACUCUGAGUCUUUCUUUGAAGCUGCCAGCAUGAUGAGCCAGUUGUCCAAUAUACACCUGAUCCUAAACUAUGGCGUUUGUGUCUGCGGAGAAGAGAACAUCAUGGUGCAGGAAUAUGUGAAGUUCGGUUCACUGGAUACCUACUUGAAAAAGAACAAGAACUCAAUAAACAUUCUGUGGAAGCUUGAAGUGGCGAAGCAGCUGGCCUGGGCCAUGAACUUCCUGGAAGAAAAGAAUCUUGUUCAUGGGAAUGUGUGCGCUAAAAACGUUCUUCUGAUCAGAGAGGAGGACAGAAGGGCUGGGAACCCCCCUUUCAUCAAACUUAGUGAUCCUGGUAUCAGCAUCACUGUUCUGCCCAAAGAAAUCCUGAUUGAGAGGAUCCCUUGGGUGCCUCCUGAAUGUAUUGAGGACUCUGGCAAAAUGAGCUUGGCUGCAGACAAGUGGAGUUUUGGCACUACACUAUGGGAAAUCUGCAGUGGUGGAGAGAAGCCUCUAGCUGCACUGGACAACUCUAAGAAAACCCUGUUCUACCAGGAUCGCCACCAACUUUCUGCACCAAAGUGGACCGAACUGGCUAAUCUGAUUACCAGCUGCAUGGACUAUGAGCCCACAUUCAGGCCCACAUUUCGGGCAGUUAUCCGUGACCUCCACAGCCUCUGCACACCAGACUAUGAGCUGAUCGUGGACAGUGACAUCCUGCCAAACAGGACAGUGGGCUCUGGCUGGGCAACUGGGGGUUUUGAAAAUCAGGAGCCAGCUCAGUUUGAGGAGAGACACUUGAUAUUCUUACAACAGCUGGGCAAGGGAAACUUUGGCAGUGUGGAGAUGUGUCGAUACGACCCACUUCAGGACAACACGGGGGAAGUGGUGGCUGUGAAGAAACUCCAGCACAGCACUGCAGAGCACAUACGAGACUUUGAGCGGGAGAUCGAGAUCCUGAAAUCUCUGCAGCAUGAGAACAUAGUCAAGUACAAGGGUGUUUGUUACAGUGCAGGUCGACGAAAUCUCCGUCUGAUCAUGGAAUAUCUUCCGUUUGGAAGUCUGCGAGAUUACCUCAUGAAAAACAAGGAGAGGAUCGACCACAAGAAGCUUGUGCAUUACACUUCUCAGAUCUGCAAGGGCAUGGAGUACCUGUCAAGUAAGCGGUAUAUCCACAGAGACCUGGCAACACGAAAUAUCCUUGUGGAAAGUGAACUGAGAGUGAAGAUUGGGGAUUUUGGCCUCACUAAGGUUCUACCUCAGGACAAAGAAUACUACAUGGUCAAAGAGCCAGGAGAGAGCCCCAUAUUCUGGUAUGCCCCUGAGUCUUUGACUGAGAGCAAGUUCUCUGUGGCGUCAGAUGUCUGGAGCUUUGGAGUGGUGCUAUAUGAGCUCUUCACCCACAGCGACAAGAACUGCAGCCCUCCUGCCGUUUUCAUGUCCAUGAUGGGGAAUGACAAGCAGGGACAGCUGAUUGUCUAUCACCUCAUUGAGCUCCUCAAAUCAGGCAGCAGGCUGCCUCAACCCCUGGGGUGUCCUACAGAGAUACAUGAGAUCAUGGAGGAGUGCUGGGACAACGACCCCGGCUUGCGUCCUUCUUUCAAGGAGCUGGCCCUCCGCAUUGACCUGUUCAGGGACAGCAAGGAGUUUUAGAAUCACCCAAAGUGCCCCGCCCCCCUUUUCAGCCAAGUUGCGCUUAAUAUUUCUGCCCUGUUUGUGGCAAAGGGACAAAGGCCAAAGCGAGGUCCUUCUGCUGGGUGUUAUCAUGUGGUAAUGCGGUUUGUGACUGGAGGAGUGUUGGUCUGGAACGAGGAUCUGUUGGAAAAAAAAAAAGAGAAAAAACUACUGCCAAGGUGCCUUCAGUUAAGGCACUCAACCUCCAUUUUCUGUAGCGGAGCGGCUUAGUGGCCGGCAGCCGGAUGCAAAUGGCGGAUUGGAUGGUUGAGCUUUUGAAGGUGAUGUUGCUGAAAAAAACGAGAAUGCGUUCAGUUUAAGUUUUAGAAGAAGAGUCGUAGAGUUUGUAGAGACUGAGUGUGUUCGGAAUCGCAUACUUGGAUGCUACGUGCUGCGUAAGUAUAUACUGUACACUACAUGCUAUUUCCUCUGCAGUGCACUACGCAGUAUGUGAAUGAGACUGCAGUGUGCCACAUACUGGACUUGUCAAACUGCAGUGGAAACAAUUACCUGGCAGCUGACAGCAGUAUUAAUGAGCCUUAUAUUUUUACAGCUCCGUGAAAUAGUUUGCUAGGUGGAUUAUUCCAUCUCAAAUCAUCAGGAUCCUUUUGCCCAAACAUCUCUGAUUUCCUUGAAGCUUUUUUCAUACAAACUGUGGAUAUUAAAAAAGACAUCUGUGAGAUUUCAGAUUACCAUAUCAAUUACUUUGCAAAAUUUUGAUUUUUUUCAAACUGCCCAUGGGAUAACUUGCAGCACAAUUCUCAUAUGUGGAAAUUUGAGGUUAUAUUUGGAAGGCGACAUCACGGAAACUGAUAAAGAUAAAAACCCUGAGAUGUUCACUGUUAUUUCUCAUCAUUCCUUUGAUUCAAAACCACCAAUAUUGGACAAGAUCAUCAAAUAGUCUGAUUAUGGAUGGGUUGAAGUAUAAAAAAAAGCAUUAAAGCUGUCAGGACAAGUCCCAUUUUUCAAGCAAUAAUUAAAAAAUAAUAAUAAUGCAGAAGUCAACCCGUGAUGUUUUCUGAAGCACAUGUCGUUGCAUGUGCAUGUCACAGUGAGCAAUAACAGGGAAAGUUUCAGAAUUUUAUCUUUAAGUAUUCCUGAGACGAUACUCUUCAAGCAGAAGCUUUAAAUUUCCACAUGUAAAAGAACAUGCUGAAAGUGGGUUAUCAAGGAAUUUUGAAAAAUGUUUUAUCUGGGAAAGUAUUUCAUAAUUUAAGCUAAAACUUCACUAACAUCAUUAUAAAUUUCCAUAUUUUAUGCCAAAAAAUUCAGGCAAAUCAGAAAUAAUUGAGCAGAAACUGUACUAAAAAUGUGAUCAUUUGAGAUUGAAUGACCCACUUAUGAAAUUGUUUCCAGUGUUGGUUGCCACCUAGCCAGCUUAAUAGCUCAUGUCAGCAUUUCAGACUGCAAAGGUCUGCUAAUUAUUUCCUGCAGUCACCUUUUGUAUGAACAGGUGUCGCAGCAAAUCAUGCCAUAGCAAAUGUAUUUGGCCGGUGCUCGUUUCCGCUGCAGAGCUUGAAUCUUUUGAAGUAUUUGCCAUUUUUUGCCAAAAUUUCUUGAACUGGGCAAUGACUGCAGAAUGCAUACUUAAACAUUUGGCCAGUGUGUUAUGUCAUCUGUGCAUCUUUGGUGUACUGAAAAUGUUCAAGUUUGUCACAUACCACUUGCUGCUCUUGGUCAAAAUCAGUGAGCCAGUAGUAGGAAGUAUGCCAUUUCGAACAGACACUGUGUGUGUGUGUGUGUGUGUGUGUGUGUGUGUGUGUGUGUGUGUGUGUGUGUGUGUGUGUGUGUGUGUGUGUGUGUGUGUGUGUGUGUGUGUGUGUGUGUGUGUGUGUGUGUGUGUGUGUGUGUGUGUGUGUGUGUGUGAGAGAUUGUGUGUGUGUGUGUGAUUGUGUGUUGUGUCCAUACAGACAGCUAGCAGGGCUAGCUCUUGCCAUCCCCUUGCCCCAUCACCUGAAGAGAAAUAGACUAAUACGGUGUUUUCUAUCUAAGUGUGUAUAUACCUACAGUAUAUUUGUGUACAUAUGUCCAGAAAAAUUUUAUAAUUUUAUAAAAUGGGAAUAUAGUAAAUGUUAUAUUUGAACUGCCAGCAAGAUGUCUUUGUAAAUGAAGUGCAUACAAAGGUGAUUUAAAAAUCCAUUACUGUUUUAUGUUCUCAAUGUGAGAGGUGGUGUGAAAAUUAAACCACAGUUUCAUUCAA